Messenger RNA from Hemiscyllium ocellatum (epaulette shark), 1627 nucleotides. It is a transcript of the gene slc7a6os, whose product is annotated as solute carrier family 7 member 6 opposite strand. The record is from RefSeq and is a predicted model, not a curated record. Gene Ontology annotation, biological process: developmental process. The transcript is spliced from 5 exons. NCBI's taxonomy places the organism in Eukaryota, Metazoa, Chordata, Chondrichthyes, Orectolobiformes, Hemiscylliidae. The coding region runs from base 53 to 1012 and encodes 319 amino acids.
UGGGUGUAGGCGGGGUCUGGGAGUUGGCGGAUCAGGAUCUGUGGACGCUGUCAUGGCGGCUGCCGUGUUGCGGGUGAAACGGAAACGCGGUGCUGAGCCGGCCGAGGCGUUCCUCCUCGCCUGCAAGCGUUUGCGAGCUGCCGAUGCGGCCGAUGAGCCUGACUGUGGGCAGCAUGUUGUGCGGACCCUUUUCAAGUUGGCCGCCACCGUUGGCAGUCGGGAUGCUCCUGUGAAAGCAGUACUCUCAAAAGACAAAGCUUUACUGGCCCUUAAACCUUCUGACACCAGUGUUCGGCGUGUCCAGAUGUGUGCACGAGCAUCUCGCAAGGCAGCCAGUGAGAAGAAUCGGUACAAAGUUAUUGCUAGCCAUAGAACAAAAUUUUCAACCGAGUUUUCUGAAUCUCAGUCAGAUGAUGUGAAGUGUGCGCACCAGCCUGGAGCAGAAACCUCUGGAGAUCGGUGUGAACAAAAUGGAGAUAGCUGGGAGGAAGCAUCCUUUCGAUGUAACAAAGACAACGUUGAAUCUGCAGCAGAAAUCCAAGUGUUUGAUAUUGUCCAGCAUGAUGAACAACUUCAUACUUUUCAAGAGGACUCUGAGCAUAAACUUUCUAAGGAUCCUGACCUGGUGCAGGAUGACACUGAGAUUCUGUGUAAUUCUGUAAAAAUGAUCCGAGAGAAGCUUGUGGUGUCAGACUCUGGUCCAGGAACAGAGCAUCGAGAGAAUAUGGAGGAGUAUGUUUAUGACAUAUACUAUACUGACAGCUGCAUUACAGGAGAUGAAAUUCAGGGUAUUCUGUCAGUGAUGCCAUGUUAUGAAGAGAAUGAACUGGUUGUCGAUGAAAUGAUUGCAGAUGAAGCAUAUGAGGAUGAGGAUGAUGAAAAUGAAGAAAAUAAUUGGCGGAAUGAUUACCCAGAUGAGGAUUCAUCUGAAAGUUAUUGGAAUAGUGAAGAUAAUUCAGAGGAGGAAGAUGAUAACCACAGGCAAUGUAUCAACGAUGAUGAAUCUGAUUAAUUUUCAUGCUGGUGACAUUAUAUUUAUCUAUUUAAUGUAUGAACAGUAAAAAGCUACAUUCAACUUAAUGAAAGUAUUACUGAUCCAUUCCAGACUAAAAGACUCUCUUGUCUCAAUAUAUGCUUAUGAAAGCUUCCUGCAUCUAAAAUUGUAAUAAUUUAAGUAGAGAAGUUACAAGUCCAUAUUUCGAGGGUUUUUUUUAGCCUCACAUUGGAAGAUUAAGAAAGUCUUAAGAAACACAAUUUAUCUAUCAGUCUUAAGGUGAGAGAUCGAUAUCCACUUGUUUGCAAUUCUCAACUGGGAUGCAGUUCUGGAGGCAGUCUUGUGAGCAGUGCUAUUGUACCAUGGCCAUCUGCAACUCGUAAGCAUGGAUAGUGAGUCUGAAAAUGCACCAUUUAACCUGAUUCAGUUUCCUUUUAUUUAGCCUAUUUUCUAUCCAUGCUAAUAAAGCACCCCCAUAACAUAAGUUCUUAUUAUAGUAACCUCCUUUAUGGUAGCUUACCAAGUGACUUUUGGAAAUUUAAUGUUACAAUAUCUCCUCAUAACCCUUUAUUCACCCUGCUUGUUUUAUCCUGAAAGAACACUAAUAAAUUUGUUAAAGCGCAAUUUUCAUUU